AAGCACCCUCCGCCGCACCGCACCAGCAUGCCGCUCCUCACCGCGCUGCUCCUGCUGCGUGCGCCGGCCAACGCGUCGUCGAGCGUGGGCAGCAGUGCCGCCGCAAGCGCGUCGCGCUCCGGCUCCGCCACGGCCUCGCUCGCAAGCGCAUCGGCCACGGCCACCGCCUCGGGCGCCGCAGCGACGGCCUCCAGCUCCAGCGUCGUCGUCGUCGUCGCCGCGGGCCACAACAGCGAGGGCACGCUCGUGCUCAACGAGCAGGGCGAGUUCAACGGCUCGUGCAGCGUCAUUGCCAGCAGCGUGCCCGACGCCGCCGAGGGCAGCUGCGCCGGAUACAUCCAGGACGUGACGAGCUACUGCUGCGCAGCCGUCGGAGGCAACCUGACGCAGAUUGCGCUGCCCGACGGGACCGGCUCGCCCGAGGGUGUGAUGGGCACCGAGUGCGAAAGCUCGGCAUAUGUCGACAUGCUGCAGUGCUUCCAGUACACGUCGCAGAACCACUGCUCGCACACGGCGCUGGGACCGUACGGCAUCUGCAAUCCCGCCGCCUCGCAGAAGGACACGUCGCGCUCGCUGCAGAGCAACAGCGGCAGCACGAGCAGCGCACACAAGCUGCGCUCGCCGGGCCGCAUCGAGAGCGCAUUGACCCUGGCGGUGCUUGCUGGUGGCGUCGCGCUGCUGAUGCAAUAACCCCGGCUCCCCGCCCGCCUCGUUCACGCCGCCACGACCCUCUCCACGCCCAGCCUGCAUACUCAUACCCCCCGGACUUCCACCUCACUGCUCUGCGCGCCCUCUUCCUGCCUUCGCCGCCUCUUUCACCUGUUAAUUAGCACGUCUUGCA
Messenger RNA from Tilletiopsis washingtonensis, 841 nucleotides. RefSeq lists its product as hypothetical. Lineage: Eukaryota; Fungi; Basidiomycota; Exobasidiomycetes; Entylomatales. The coding region runs from base 28 to 690 and encodes 220 amino acids. The transcript has 4 exons. The record is from RefSeq and is a predicted model, not a curated record.